Molecule: messenger RNA, 228 nt
Organism: Parastagonospora nodorum SN15
Lineage: Eukaryota; Fungi; Ascomycota; Dothideomycetes; Pleosporales; Phaeosphaeriaceae
Exons: 2
Coding region: 1-228 (75 amino acids)
Source: RefSeq, a predicted model, not a curated record
AUGACUUCCCGUACUACACUCCUUCACGCACUCUUCAAUAUGGUCUCGAUGCUUUCCCUGAUGGCCAUGGACGAUACCGCAUCUCUUUUGUGGUGUAGGCUGACUCCUCGGGACCUCCUCUCCGCCGCAUCUGAAAAAGACCACUUCUUCUUCAAGUCUGACGUCGACGUCGACUCUCCAUUACUAGAAGAUAUCUCUUCAGCAGGUCCUAUCGCAACUCCUCAUUGA